Messenger RNA from Vitis vinifera (wine grape), 888 nucleotides. RefSeq names its product large ribosomal subunit protein uL5. The record is from RefSeq and is a predicted model, not a curated record. Gene Ontology annotation, cellular component: ribosome; cytosolic large ribosomal subunit. The transcript has 5 exons. Gene Ontology annotation, molecular function: RNA binding; structural constituent of ribosome. Lineage: Eukaryota; Viridiplantae; Streptophyta; Magnoliopsida; Vitales; Vitaceae. Bases 122 to 673 code for a protein of 183 amino acids. Gene Ontology annotation, biological process: translation.
CUUUUUGAUGAUCCACCAUCAAAACCCUAGCAACUGAGAGAGCCUUCCCUAAAUAUUAGGGUUUCUUCCUUCUCCAUUUCUCUCCUACCCAGCGGCUGCAUCUCCACAGCAGAGUCUUCCAAUGGCUUCAGAGAAGAAACUCUCAAACCCAAUGAGAGACAUCAAGGUCCAGAAGCUCGUCCUCAACAUCUCCGUUGGAGAAAGUGGAGAUCGCCUCACCAGAGCCGCUAAGGUGUUGGAACAACUCAGUGGCCAAACCCCUGUUUUCUCUAAAGCAAGAUACACUGUUCGAUCCUUUGGGAUCAGGCGUAAUGAGAAGAUUGCUUGCUACGUCACUGUCAGGGGCGAGAAAGCAAUGCAGCUUCUUGAGAGUGGUUUAAAGGUCAAGGAAUAUGAGUUGCUGAGGAGGAACUUUAGCGAUACUGGCUGUUUUGGUUUUGGUAUCCAGGAGCACAUUGAUCUUGGAAUCAAAUAUGAUCCCUCAACUGGAAUUUAUGGUAUGGACUUCUUUGUUGUUUUGGAGCGCCCGGGUUACCGUGUUGGCCGUCGUAGAAGGUGCAAGUCUCGUGUUGGAAUCCAGCACAGGGUCACAAAAGAUGAUUCUAUGAAGUGGUUCCAGGUGAAAUACGAGGGUGUGAUCCUUAACAAGGCCCAGACAAUAGCUGGAUCUUAGGUCUGAGGAAGCCCGACAGUUUUAGGUUUUUGCAAUUUUUGGUUCACAAGUUUUGGUAAUAUUUGAGGUUGUGGACAAAAAUUUGUGACCCCUUUUUAUUUGCUGUUCUACAAUUUCAGAGAUAAUUCUUCAUCAUUACUAUUUCAAUAUUUUGGUGGAUCAUCAUGUUUGGACAAAAUUCCAGUGAGAAUGGAUAUUCUACCCCUGUUUUUGAA